Oreochromis niloticus (Nile tilapia) is the source of this 3229-nucleotide messenger RNA. It is a transcript of the gene klf5b, whose product is annotated as Kruppel like factor 5b. The record is from RefSeq and is a predicted model, not a curated record. The coding region runs from base 201 to 1550 and encodes 449 amino acids. Gene Ontology annotation, biological process: regulation of transcription by RNA polymerase II. Gene Ontology annotation, molecular function: RNA polymerase II cis-regulatory region sequence-specific DNA binding; DNA-binding transcription factor activity, RNA polymerase II-specific. NCBI's taxonomy places the organism in Eukaryota, Metazoa, Chordata, Actinopteri, Cichliformes, Cichlidae. The transcript has 4 exons.
UAUUUUGUACAUGUUCAGCCCCGCCCUGCAGACGCGCUGAUAUCACGCAGUUGCGUAAUUUGACAAGCCAGCGCAAAAUAGGGAGAAUGAGCGUUUGACAGCUGCCGUUUUCCUGCUACAGAUUUCUUCGAAACAAAAGAACACUUAUGCUUCAUUCAUUCGCUAAAGAUUUCGGAUAGUUGCCCAGAAUCUCUGCUUGCAUGGCCGCUGCCGUGAGGAAUAAUAAUGUUUGGGUUGCUCCGCGGCAGGACGCGCAGUUCCUCCAGAAAACCUCCGCACCAUUGACAUCCGACGGUCUUAGAGGUGAAGAUCAUGGACAAGUGCUCUGUAACACGAGGGAUGCCAUCCCGGGAACUUCCUCCUUCCACGAUUACAAUUUGGGUAAAUCCGAGAUGGACAGCUAUUUGUGUUCACAACCACAGGAUGUAGUAAAUUCCAAAAUGAUGUGCAGAGACAGCACCCUGGCUCUAGAGCCACCUUUCACCGAGGACUUUGCCUCCCCUUACAGCGUCAGCAUGAGUUUGCUCCUUCCCGAUGUCACAUAUCUGCACCCAGGCCUUUGCAGGACUGUGAGACAGAUCAAAACCGAGCCAACAAACUCUCUGAUGCAUCCCGCGUGCCAGGGGAGUGGAGUAUCGCCAGCAGUCCCUGAAUACCCAGGGUUUUUUUGCGCAGCUGACACUGCAAGUGGUAACUUCGUCAUCAAGCAGGAAGUGCCAGAUUUCCAGGACGUUCCCCUAUUUCAGCUUUUGAACUCUGAUUUGGAACAGCUCGUUCACAGCUCGCAGGUGAACCCCAUCCCCAUAGCCCCGUUAAGCAUUCCCACUGGGAAUGUUCAUGCUGGCCCAGUCCUGAAUUCUGCGAAACCCGCGAGCAGCUUGCAGAACGAAUGUUUUUCAUUUAAUCGACGCGUGGGCCAUCAGCCAGGAUCAACUUAUCUGCCACCUUCUCCGCCAAACUCUGAGCCCUCAAGUCCAGACAGGGGCAAAGAACUCCUUCACAACCUCUCCCCGCCUCCAUCCUACGAAGCCAGCAUCGCCUCUAAGUUAAAUUUUGAGACCCACAAUUCCAUUGAUCUUGGACAGACACCCAGCAUAGCUCCAAUCCAAAACCAAGAUCAAAUUUCCACGUCUGGAUUCAUCCAAAGUUCAGGUUCUGGACCAGUACAGCGUUCAAGCCUGACACCAGUUCAAACACCGUCGGGUAUUGGCCCACUGUCCCCGGUGUUGGCUCAGUCGGCUCCAGUUAAGUACAAUCGAAGGAAUAAUCCUGAUCUGGAGAGACGGCGGAUUCACCACUGUGACGUCCCAGGCUGUCAGAAAGUAUACACAAAGUCAUCUCACUUAAAGGCUCAUCUGCGGACGCACACAGGUGAGAAGCCGUACCACUGCUCCUGGGAGGGAUGUGAGUGGCGCUUCGCCCGCUCUGAUGAGCUGACACGCCAUUACAGGAAACACACCGGGGCAAAGCCUUUUCAGUGUGGCGUGUGUAACCGCUGUUUCUCCCGCUCUGACCACCUGGCCCUGCACAUGAAGAGACACCAGAGCUAGAAACCUCUUCCUAUAAAAAUGUCAAUCUUCCUUUCCUUUUUUGUUUUUUUUUUUGUUUAGUUUUUUUGGACAAAAUACCGUCAUAUGCAUAUCAGCAAAUAAACAUGUUAAAAACUGUGAAACUUAUUUCACUCACUCCAAAAGUGGGAGAUAAUCUUAGCAGUGCUGACCCACAAAUAAUAGAAAUAAUGUAAAAAAGAUCAAAUAUUAUGGUUGCCUUAUUUUUUUUUCCACACAAAUGCCUCAGUUUAGGGGAUGUUUGAAAGGUAUCAGUAAAAAAAAAAACAUAAUGUAAUAACGUAACUAUAAUGGAUCUUUUUUAAGAUUUUAUUUUAAUUCUACACAAAAACAUUUUGAAAUAUAAAUUUUAUAUUUAGGUGUUUUCACUGUACACAUCAUAUCACCCAUGUGUUGUCGGGGCAUUUAUUUAGUAUGCUGCAAACUGCUACACUGUAAGUGCAGAUAUCUAUGUAUGCUAUUAGCCAGAAGAGGAGGAUGUUGUUGCAGCUAGUGGGUCAAAGGGUUGGUUGUGCAUUUGUGUAAUAUAGAAAGUAAAAGUUAAAGUUAAAGUUGCAGGAAAGCAAGUUGCAGAGUUAUCUGAAGCAGUAGCAGGAAGAAUAAACAUCGAGGGGGUGGUGAGCACUGUUUGUGAGCCAUGUGGUGAUUGCAUUGCUUACAACAUGAGGACACUUGGUAUGAGAUAUUAAGCGUUGAAUGACCAGCACUGUGAAUGAUCUUUAUCUGUGCUCUGACACUGUAACAUACACAUGGUCAUUACAGAGAGGGUUGUCUUUUUGUUUUCUAAGUGCAAGAGAUGAAUCCAAAUGUUGCAUUUUGAUUUUAGGAUUUCUCUGAACACUUUUCACUACUGUGGUGUUUAACUUUCAGCGAGAUCUCAUUUUAUAUUAGGAAUACGAAGUGCUGAAACAAUUUGCAACAUCUUUGGGAACAUUUAUUUUGUCUCUCCUGUUCGUUGUCAUCGUGGAGAAAUCAAACAUUGACUAGAAUUUCUUUUGGGUGUGGGUGAGUCGAAUUUGAUAACCUAAUGUUUUCAGUGUGAACAUCUAUCAAAGUUGAUGGUUUCUUUGACUUCUCUCCAAAUAUCAAACACCUUUUUGAAAGUGCCUUUAACUGCUUAGUUUUUUUUUUGAAUGAAUGAAUGAAUGAAUGAAUGAAAAACAAAGCUGCCCCUGCCUGUUAAAACCAUCCACUAUGUUCCUCUUAAUUUCCACAAUGUAACAUUAAUAGAAAUCUCUAUAACCUGACCAAAUUUGAAUAUGGCUUAGCAAAACCAAUUUUAAAAUUUCUGUUAUUUAAGAUGUAUAUAUUUUGUAUCUGCUGUUUUAAAAUAAAAAAAAAAGAUCCAUGUAUUUCUUUUGGAUUGUAUUACAGUUUUAAAUUUUCCUUUUUUAAAAAAUAAAUUAGGUUUGUUUAUUUUUGUUUUACAAAGUGCAAAAAGGAUCAGAUUACGUCGCUACAGUCGACGCUGUUACGAGUUUAUCCAGCCAAGAAAGAAGCGCAGUGAGUUAUUGCAAUACUGUUGAAUAAAUAAAUAUGCACAAAGGUCAGAAGUUUGUGUCAAAGCUGAAACAUUAACAUGUAGCCUAAACUGAUCAAAUGUCCAAUGGAGCUGUGUGUCCCUCACAGUGCAAAUAAAGAUGUUUUGUGUUGAAUAUUAA